Molecule: messenger RNA, 1761 nt
Organism: Sporothrix brasiliensis 5110
Lineage: Eukaryota; Fungi; Ascomycota; Sordariomycetes; Ophiostomatales; Ophiostomataceae
Product: ATP-dependent Clp protease ATP-binding protein subunit ClpX
Exons: 2
Coding region: 1-1761 (586 amino acids)
Biological process (GO): protein catabolic process; proteolysis
Cellular component (GO): mitochondrial matrix
Molecular function (GO): ATP hydrolysis activity; ATP binding
Source: RefSeq, a predicted model, not a curated record
AUGUCGGUCGCUGCGAAACCGCGGUCUGCCGCGCUCCUCGGAGUUCCGAUUUCUGUGUCAGGGUCUGUCACGUCACCUGCACAGCCGCUUCUUGUCCUUGCCCACGGUAGGCGGGCUUCCAUUUCACAGGCCGCUUUGACGGCAGGUCGGCGGACACGGAAUUUCAGUUCGGGCUUUUCUAGUAGCUAUGACCCGACCGAUGACGCGGGCCGUGGGCCUAUGUUCAAUAAGGCCAAAUUCGGCGUUCCACAGUUCUACCCACGCGACCUGAAGAAGAGAGUCGACGACUACGUUAUUGGCCAGGAUCGAGCGAAAAAGACAAUAUGCGCUACAAUCUUCAACCACUAUCAACGGCUACGUCGCAAGCACCACCAAGACGACUCGGAUCGCGUAUUGCGCGAGAAGAUGCAGCGGCAGCGCUUUGCCCGAGACCGGGACCUUCACGACAAGCACAAUGAAAGUAGCAUGGAUGGUACGAUGUCUCCUGAUCCACAUGAGCACUUUCGGUUUGCUGACUGGAAACCCACAGACGAGUUCCCCGAUCGCAUAGAGGAGGCGGCAUUCGCCGACCAUCACUCGGACCCUGCUGAAAACUUCUACGCAAAGGAGGACACAUCUAUACCUCAGCACGUCAAGAUUGACAAGAGCAACAUUCUCCUUAUCGGCCCUACAGGUGUGGGCAAAACGUACAUUCUAGACUUCACCCAAGCUGGCUACAUUGGCCAGGAUGUCGAGACAUGCAUCGAGCGGCUUCUUGUCGAAGCAGACUUCGACACGAAGGCUGCAGAGUAUGGCAUCGUUGUCCUUGAUGAGUUUGACAAGAUCGCUAGAAGAGAAACAACGCACGGUCGCGAUGUCGGCGGAGAGGGUGUGCAGCAGGCUCUUCUGAAGCUCGUUGAAGGAACCAGAGUUACCGUCAGCGUGAAAGACAGCCGCUCAUCGUCCCGCUCUGCAAACCCAAUCACGACCACCUACGGGUCGCCCAGCUCAACAUCACCGCCGCAGGCGACACCACCAUCUGCAAAAAUGGAUCAAUACACCAUCGACACAAGCAACAUUUUGUUUGUCUUUACGGGCGCUUUUGUGGGGCUGGAUAAUCACGUUAUCCGUCGAGUGGCCAAGCCGUCCAUCGGAUUCGGGUCCGAGAUUCGAAGCACGAAGGGCUCGCCCCUGUCCGGUAGCAAAGCCGUUCUGCCGUUGGCGGCGUACGCGCAUCUUCCUCACCAACCGUCGUUUGUGGACCCGACCACUGUUGGCUUUACACCCCUGGACCUCGCCAGCCCACUGGACUUGCAGGCUUUUGGGUUCAUCCCGGAGCUGAUUGGUCGCGUUCACAACAUCUGUGCAUUAUCACCACUGUCACUUGACGAACUAUACCGCAUCUUGACGGAGCCUCGCAACAGCUUGGUGGAGCAGUACACGGCUUUAUUUGAAACGUACCCCAGCCGCCUUCGCUUCACACAACGGGCGCUUUAUGCUAUUGCCGAACGAGCACAGAAGAACGAGACCGGCGCCCGCGGCCUGAAAAUGGAGAUGGAGCGUGUCCUCGCAGAGCCCAUGUUCGAUGCGCCUAUGGCGUAUGUAUUGAUCACAGAGGCAUGUGUCAAGGGUAAAGAAAAGCCGGGAUAUUGGGGCAAGGACGGGCGAUUUGAGAUUGAGCGGCGAAUACGCGACGAGGAUGAGGGCCUUAAUGCAAACGGAGACACGAAUGGCGGCGUUUCGUUCGGGCAGUUGAGAGAGGCCGGGCAGAGUGGUGCAUAA